Molecule: messenger RNA, 850 nt
Organism: Penaeus monodon (black tiger shrimp)
Lineage: Eukaryota; Metazoa; Arthropoda; Malacostraca; Decapoda; Penaeidae
Product: crustacean hyperglycemic hormones 1
Exons: 3
Coding region: 88-450 (120 amino acids)
Biological process (GO): circadian rhythm
Cellular component (GO): extracellular region
Molecular function (GO): neuropeptide hormone activity
Source: RefSeq, a predicted model, not a curated record
UGCAGAAUAUGCCGACUUUCUGCAGUGUUAGCACAAACGGAGUGCCUUCACCACAUCUCCUAAAAGCCUUUGUGGUUUAGACGAACUAUGACUGCUUUCCGUAUGGUAUGGUCAAUGCUGUUGGCUUCUUUGCUGAUGCUGCUCGUGGCGUCGUCCACUGCGCCCGCUGACGCCUUAUCCCCUCCUGCGGCAGGCCUCGGAGCGGACCACAGCUUCACCAAACGCUCGCUCUUCGACCCUUCCUGUACCGGCGUCUUCGACCGGCAGCUCUUGCGAAGGCUGAGCCGAGUGUGUGAUGACUGUUUUAACGUAUUUAGGGAACCCAACGUAGCUACAGAAUGCAGGAGUAAUUGUUACAACAACGAAGUGUUCCGCCAGUGUAUGGAAUACCUUCUCCCGGCUCACCUUCACGAAGAGCAUAGACUAGCUGUCCAGAUGGUCGGGAAAUAGAUUCAGGAAUGACUCUGCAACCCCUUCGCUGACGACUGGAAUCCGAUGAUGGUAAAAGGCACCUAUAGAUUCUACUUCGUUCAUAUUCUACUUACUCUACAGCAUGGCACUGAGUCCUCUGUCGCUGUAACGAAUGGUUUCCAAUGCAAAAGACAGAUACGAUGAAAUGAAGUUGAGAUAUGAUAAUGAAAGGGUGCAGAUUGUCAUUACAUUGAGAUUAUCGUGUCACAUUUAGUUCAGGCACUGAUAACAGUAGAGAAAAGGUACACACACAUGAAUGCCAUUUAUCAGGAAGCUGGAGAAAGAAGUUGUUAAGACUCGAGGCUUUAAUUAACAUUAGAAUAUAUAUUUGUGAUGUUCUAUUAUGUUUAAAUAUACGAAUAAAGUACUGACAUGCAAA